AGCGACAUUUGGACCUUUUCUAGCUGCUACUCGCAACCAAAUCCCACUCUGUCUUCCCCAAUCGUUCAGUCUCUCUCUCUCUCUCUCUACUCUGCCCUAUGCUUGAAAUAAUUCUACAGUAGACUGACUAGCGAAGAAGAAAGAAGCAGCAGCAGACCACCCCAUCACUGUUUGAUUCGAUUAUUCAUAAUCAACUGACGACCAUCGGUUGUCUCUGUUCCAUCCUUUUGAAUUUGGGUUUCUGUUAAACUGAACUAGGAAGACUGCUGUAUCAGAAGAAGUUAUCUGGUCACGGGGAGCACAAGACCGAACCAGUGGGCUGGAACAAUUUUGGCAUGAAAUUUUGAAUUCCCCAUUUUCUUGCAGCUGUGGCAUUAGAUCUUCUUCAUACUUGGAGAAGAAGUCGAUGAUUCACAAAAGUUUUAAUAUAGUUUGGUAGCUAUUAACCAUGGUAUAAUCAUUGCUAUUGGAACAGAGCAAGACUUGGCACAUCUCUACUGUUUGUUCUUGAUCAAGACUCCAUAAUGGCAGAGCUCAGUCCAAGGACUGAUACUUCUACAGAUGGGGACACUGACGACAAGGCUAUGGGGUUUCAUAGUGGCCAAUCACAUGGGCUUGUGGUUUCUGAUGCCAGCGAUAAGUCGAGGGACCAAAAGACACUUCGGCGGCUUGCUCAAAAUCGUGAAGCUGCAAGAAAAAGUCGGUUGCGGAAGAAAGCUUAUGUGCAACAGCUAGAAAGUAGCAGAAUGAAGUUGAGCCAACUUGAGCAGGAGCUUCAGCGAGCCAGACAGCAGGGCAUCUUCAUUUCAAGUUCAGGAGAACAAUCUCAAUCAACCAGUGGAAAUGGAGCCUCAUCUUUUCAUGUUGAAUAUGCACGAUGGCUGGAAGAGCAAAACCGGCGAAUUAGUGAGCUAAGAGAUGCUGUUAGCUCACAUGCUGCUGAUGGUGAACUUCGUAUUAUUGUUGAUGGGGUCGUGUCACAUUAUGAAGAUAUUUUCAGAAUAAAAGGUGAUGCUGCAAAGGCCGAUGUCUUCCACAUUCUAUCGGGCAUGUGGAAAACACCUGCAGAACGUUGUUUUCUCUGGUUAGGUGGAUUUCGUUCAUCAGAACUCCUCAAGCUACUUGUAACCCAACUGGAGCCAUUGACUGAGCAGCAGUUAUUGGCCAUCAAUAACUUACAGCAAACAUCACAGCAGGCAGAGGAUGCGUUGUCGCAGGGAAUGGAUGCUUUGCAGCAGUCCUUAGCUGAGACGUUAGCAGGCUCCGUUGGUUCAUCAGGCAAUGUAGCCAACUACAUGGGCCAAAUGGCCAUGGCAAUGGGGAAACUAGGAACACUAGAGGGAUUCAUUCGACAGGCGGACAACUUGCGGCAGCAAACCUUGCAACAAAUGCACCGGAUACUGACAACACGGCAAUCAGCUCGAGCAUUAAUAUCUAUCAGCGACUAUUUCUCACGUCUAAGAGCUCUUAGCUCCAUAUGGCUCGCACGUCCUCGUGAUUAAAUGAGUCAUCCUCCCAUUAUCAAUCAAUGAAAACCCACCCCGAUUCUGUUUUCUUGCUUUUCGUUGCCGAUUAGCUAUAUAUAGCCCAAGUGAAUCAUUGACUAUGAAAUAUAUCUUGUAACAUCCCAUUAACCCCUGCUUGUUAUAUUUUCAUAAGUUUUUGUAAUUAUUGAACGUUGAAAGAC
Molecule: messenger RNA, 1687 nt
Organism: Cynara cardunculus var. scolymus (artichoke)
Lineage: Eukaryota; Viridiplantae; Streptophyta; Magnoliopsida; Asterales; Asteraceae
Product: transcription factor TGA2.2-like
Exons: 10
Coding region: 525-1502 (325 amino acids)
Biological process (GO): DNA-templated transcription; regulation of DNA-templated transcription
Molecular function (GO): DNA-binding transcription factor activity; sequence-specific DNA binding
Source: RefSeq, a predicted model, not a curated record